Messenger RNA from Diceros bicornis minor, 3264 nucleotides. It is a transcript of the gene NGFR, whose product is annotated as nerve growth factor receptor. Gene Ontology annotation, molecular function: nerve growth factor binding; coreceptor activity; death receptor activity. The record is from RefSeq and is a predicted model, not a curated record. Gene Ontology annotation, cellular component: cell surface; plasma membrane. Gene Ontology annotation, biological process: Rho protein signal transduction. NCBI's taxonomy places the organism in Eukaryota, Metazoa, Chordata, Mammalia, Perissodactyla, Rhinocerotidae. The transcript is spliced from 6 exons. Bases 66 to 1352 code for a protein of 428 amino acids.
CGCAGCCCUAUCCGUCCGCGGAGCGGACUGAACUGGAAGCCGAGCGCUGCCGCGGGAAGCAGGCGAUGGGGGCAGGUGCCGCCGGCUGCGCCAUGGACGGGCCGCGCCUGCGGCUGCUGCUUCUGCUCUUGGGGGUGUCCCUUGGAGGUGCCAAGGAGGUGUGCCCCACGGACCUGUACACCCACAGUGGGGAGUGCUGCAAAGCCUGCAACCUGGGCGAAGGUGUGGCCCAGCCAUGCGGAGCCAACCAGACUGUGUGUGAGCCCUGCCUGGACAGCGUGACCUUCUCGGAUGUGGUGAGCGCCACCGAGCCGUGUAAGCCGUGCACCGAGUGCGUGGGCCUGCAGAGCAUGUCGGCGCCGUGCGUGGAGGCCGACGACGCCGUGUGCCGCUGUGCCUACGGCUACUACCAGGACGAGACGACGGGCCGCUGCGAGGCGUGCCGCGUGUGCGAGGCGGGCUCGGGCCUCGUGUUCUCGUGUCAGGACAAGCAGAACACCGUGUGCGAGGAGUGCCCCGACGGCACGUACUCCGACGAGGCCAACCACGUGGACCCGUGCCUGCCCUGCACGGUGUGCGAGGACACCGAGCGCCAGCUGCGCGAGUGCACGCGCUGGGCCGACGCCGAGUGCGAGGAGAUUCCCGGCCGUUGGAUUACACGGGCCACGCCCCCAGAGGGAUCGGACAGCACUGUCCCCAGCACCAAGGAGCCCGAGGGUCCUCCAGAGCAAGACCUCGUAGCCAGCACGGUGGCAGAUGUGGUGACCACAGUGAUGGGCAGCUCUCAGCCCGUUGUGACCCGAGGCACUGCCGACAACCUCAUCCCCGUCUAUUGCUCCAUCCUGGCCGCUGUGGUUGUGGGCCUCGUGGCCUACAUUGCCUUCAAGAGGUGGAACAGCUGCAAGCAGAACAAGCAAGGAGCCAACAGCCGGCCUGUGAACCAGACGCCCCCGCCUGAGGGAGAAAAACUCCACAGCGACAGCGGCAUCUCUGUGGACAGCCAGAGUCUGCAUGACCAGCAGCCUCACACUCAGACAGCCGCAGGCCAGGCCCACAAGGGAGAUGGAGGCCUCUACAGCAGCCUGCCACUGGCCAAGCGGGAGGAGGUGGAGAAGCUGCUCAAUGGUUCUGCGGGGGACACCUGGCGGCACCUGGCGGGCGAGCUGGGCUACCAGCCUGAGCACAUAGACUCCUUCACCCACGAGGCCUGCCCCGUCCGUGCCCUGCUUGCCAGCUGGGCCGCCCAGGACAGUGCGACGCUCGACGCCCUCCUGGCCGCCCUGCGCCGCAUCCAGCGAGCCGACAUUGUCGAGAGCCUGUGCAGCGAGUCCACGGCCACCUCCCCGGUGUGAGCCGAGCUGGGAGCCCCUGCCCUGCCCCCACAUUCCGACGACUGAUGCUCCAGCCAACCCCCGUGGGCCGGCGUCAGAGCUGAGCCCCUCUGGGCAGGGCCUCAGAGCCCAGGCCCCCAAACCACAGCCCUGUCACUGCUCCCGUGUGGCCCCACCGCUUCUGAUCACACUCCUCCAGUGCCAGAAGGACCCCUGCUGCCUCUCCCUCCUUGCCCCUUCCCGGUCCCCAUCUCAGGCUUUCUGCUCCUUCUCCCCAUACUGCUCGACGGGCCAGCCCCUCCCACCUUAGCAGGUGUCAUAUCUGGGGGGCUGACACCAGGGAUGGCGUUGGGGGCCAUGACAAGGCCCCAGAGACUCAGAGGGAGAGACUGAGGAACUAAAGCCAUGGACUCUGCACUGUGAACUUGGGGAAUGAGGGGGCAUCAGAGUGGCCUACACCCUCUCUCAGCCCCCCUCACCCUCCCCUCUGGCCUAAGAUGAAGAGGACCAGAGGCUUGUCUGACCUGAAAGGGGGUUUUGAAAUCUAGUCCAUCCCCUUUGUUUUACAUACAGGACAAUGAGGUCCAGAGAGAGGCGGUGACUUGCCUAAAGCCACCCAGCAAUAGGAGGCUGAAUGUGGACUGGCUCCCUCCUCCCUGAGUGAAGGGUGCAGGCCUCAGGUUUGCUUAAGGGCUGGGAGAGGGGGGCCAGGCGACCCUCUGGGAAAUGUCUCAAAGCCAAGUCCGGUCUGCCUUCUACUAUCUCCAGGCCUGUCCAACCCCUGUGAAGGCAGGAUGCUUCGCUCAAGGCCUGGUCCUGUGAUCCGUCAUGACCCCAGUGAGGUUUGGGGUUUGUGGAAAGGGGUGCUGCCUCCCUCUGCCUGUGCCCUCAGGCAUGUCAGUGUGGCCUCUGUGGUGGGCCCAGUCUGUAGGUGCCCUCCAUCCCGGCACAGACCCAGAGCCAGCACAGGCGGCAUCUUCCCCUAGAGUCAACCCUGCAACACGCAGAUUCACAGACAUACAGACGCACGCAUACAAGAUGAGAAACCUUGCCUUGCUUCCCAAGUUCUUUCUCCUGGGCUGUGACCGGAUCCUGCCCCGGGGCAGUUGCCAGAGAAGCAUCGAAGGGAAUUGCGCUCUGCUGUCUGUCUUCCCUCGCCCCCGGGUUUGGCGGGCCAAGCCUCAAGCUGAGGCUUGAGCUGGUGUCUGUCUUCCAAGGGCCUGCACGUGGAGGAAUGCCCCCCCACAUCCGCCCCUUCCCUGCAAGCUCGGUUUUGGCCCGGCCCGGAAGGCUGCAAAGAAGGAAAGUGGACCAGUGUGGGAACGCAGCAAGAAGAGACUGAGAUAGCCUGUGGCCCAUUGAGGGUCUCUCCCAAGUUUAGAGGAUCCUACAAAGGACUGAUUUUUCCCUAGCUGGGUGCCAGAAAGGGGCCCUGCAGUCUCCUGAGGUCCCUCCCUGGCCUGUUUUCUUGAUGUUGGAAUGAGUGUGGCUCCCCCUCUAUUUAGCAUGAACGAGCCCGAGCAGGGUGUGUACUGACAGCCACCCCCUCCCUGGCCCAGGGUUCUUCCAACCCUGUGUAAGGGACUGGGAACACUAUACGUAGAUGGCAUUUCUUUGACCUCAAUCUGUGAUGGGAGGAAGAAACUCACCUGCUGGCCCCUCGCCUGUGCACCUGGGGAGUGGGACAGAGUCUGAGUGUAUUUAUUUUCCUCCCCAGCAGUUGGGGAGGGCGUUGGGGGUUGCAAGUAUGUUUUAGCAUGUGUUUGGUUCUGGGGCCCCUCCCACCUCCCUUUGGGCUGAGAUGGAAGCCUUUUGGCCCCCCAGCUGGGGGCUAUGAGCGCCAGACUCCCUGUCCCCUCCCCCUUGCAUCCUGUGUAAUCAUUUCUUGGGCCCUCCUGAAACCUACACAUAAAACAUAAAUGAUGACCAUUAA